AAAUGUCCCCCUUCCAGCCGACGAGGAGCACCAGCGAAAUGUGGCAACCGCAGUGGCGCGGCCUCGGCCUCACGUCGAAGAGCGGGGAGAGGGGAUGCCCAGACGCCGACGGAACAUGGGCAGCAGGAUGCUCGCCCAGAGGAGAGCGCAGCAGGCAGAAGAGGGGAUGGAAGAAGAAGAGGAUGGAGAUGAAGCUGCAGAAUUUCAGUUGUCUGGGAAAAUUGGAGCAAAGAAACAGAGGAAGCUAGAAGAGAAACAAGCCAGAAAAGCCCAGCGAGAGGCUGAAGAAGCAGAGCGUGAGGAACGGAAAAAACUCGAGUCAAAGAGAGAAGAGGAAAGGCAGAAAGAAGAGGAGAGAAUACGCCUUGAAGAAGAAAGACAGGAAGAGGAAGAAAAGAAAGCAAAAGAAGAAAAGGAGCAGAGGGAGCACGAAGAAUACCUGAAGCUGAAGGAGAGUUUUGUAGUUGAAGAGGAGGGUGUUGAAGAAGCAAUGACUGAGGAAGAGUCCCAUAGCUUUCUAACGGAAUUUCUCAGCUACAUUAAGAACACAAAGGUGGUUCUGCUGGAAGACCUGGCUUCCCAUUUGGGACUAAGAACCCAGGAUGCCAUUAAUAGGGUACAAGACCUGAUGGCGGACGGCACUCUAACAGGCGUGAUCGAUGACCGAGGAAAGUUCAUCUAUAUCACUCCAGAGGAGAUGGCUGCUGUGGCUCAGUUUAUCAAACAGCGAGGACGAGUCUCCAUUGCAGAUUUGGCCCAAGCAAGCAAUUCCCUCAUCAACCUCCAGCCGGAAAGCAGAGCUGUCAGUCAGAGUGUGGCGUGAUAAUGCAUUUCACGGUGCGGACCGAUGCUGCAGUAAAUAAAUAACACACGCGUUGUUACAACAAAACCUCCGUGUCCAUAACCAUGAAA
This is a messenger RNA of Pelodiscus sinensis (Chinese soft-shelled turtle), 912 nucleotides long. The record is from RefSeq and is a predicted model, not a curated record. Lineage: Eukaryota; Metazoa; Chordata; Testudines; Trionychidae.